CUGUAGAGGCAGUACCUCGCUCACUCACCACACUCAUCUCACCUCACUCCUAUACUACAUCUCAACCGGGGUGAUACGAGUUGACAAGUAGGCCUCGACCACUCUGCUGCAGUUAAUCUCCACAUCAACUGUUACCGAAAUCCGAGUCUACUGCAUCAAAGCUCGACCGGCCAACCGAGAUUGACCCGACCCUGCCAUGAGUUUUCUCUCUCUCAAGAGUUGGAGACGGAACAAUGGCGCCUCCAGGUUGUUGGUGCAGCCGUUGCCUCGUUCACAGCAGCAGGCUGCCAUUAUGACCACUUACAACGAGUUGGGCCUUGCCUAUACGGUUUACCAAUGGCCGCAAGUGUGGUGAUACAGCAUGGCGGCCAUGCGCUUUUCCUGUCGUGUAGGUUCGGAAUCAGUCUCACCCACUGCCUGGUUUCCACUACACCGCCGCGAGUUCAUGUACCUUGCCUGGGCUUACCUUACUUAUACGGAUCAUGCCGUGUUCGCUACACCCACCGGCUGCUCCCAUGGUGCCGGCUACACCACCUACGCCAGCUCCUUUUCCCUCUUGCUUUUCCAACAGCAAGAUCGGUCUAUUGACAGCACUAGUCUAGGGGUCACCAGGUGCACCAUUGUCAAAUAGCACAAAUAUCACGGUCUUAUCGCAACCCAUGUUGGCCAUUUGGGAUACUUAGCUGCUCACAAAUAUUUCCCCUUGUAGAAUAUCGAAGUUUUUCCCAAGGCUGGCCCAACACGAUGCUACCCUCAUCCAUAUACCCCU
This is a messenger RNA of Neurospora hispaniola, 769 nucleotides long. RefSeq lists its product as uncharacterized. The coding region runs from base 362 to 631 and encodes 89 amino acids. The transcript has a single exon. The record is from RefSeq and is a predicted model, not a curated record. Lineage: Eukaryota; Fungi; Ascomycota; Sordariomycetes; Sordariales; Sordariaceae.